Messenger RNA from Choloepus didactylus (southern two-toed sloth), 2866 nucleotides. RefSeq names its product plexin domain containing 1 (gene PLXDC1). NCBI's taxonomy places the organism in Eukaryota, Metazoa, Chordata, Mammalia, Pilosa, Megalonychidae. The transcript has 14 exons. The record is from RefSeq and is a predicted model, not a curated record. The coding region runs from base 128 to 1630 and encodes 500 amino acids.
CGGCCGCUCCCGCCCGCUCGUCCCGGCCCCGCGCUCCGCCGCCGCCCGGCAGCCCCGGAGACCGCGCCGCCUCCCGCACCCGGCCCCCUCCCUUGCCAGGCCGGGUCGGCCAGUCCCGGCACCCACCAUGCGGGGCGAGCUCUGGCUCCUGGUGCUGGUGCUCAGGGAGGCUGCCCGGGCGCUGAGCCCCCGGCCCGCAGCAGAUCAGGAUGCAGGCCGAGGCUCCGGAUGGGCUGUCAAGGGGACCACGCAGGGCUGGCGGCGGAAAGCCCGGGAGAGCCCUGGGCAGAUGUUGGAGCCAAACAGGACUCAGCUGAGCCAGGACCUGGGCGGGGGCAGCCAGGCCAUCGACACACUGCUGGGCAAUGGGACCACGGUGGUGGAGGACAACCACAGCUACUAUGUGUCCCGCCUGUAUGGCCCCAGCGAGCCCCGCAGCCGGCAGCUGUGGGUGGACGUGGCCAAGGCCAACCGGAGCCAAGUGAAGGUCCACAGGAUCCUGUCCAACACCCACCGGCAGGCGUCGAGAGUGGUCUUGUCCUUUGAUUUCCCUUUCUACGGGCAUCCUCUGCGGCAGAUCACCAUAGCAACCGGAGGCUUCAUCUUCAUGGGUGACGUGAUCCACCGGAUGCUCACAGCUACUCAGUACGUGGCGCCUCUGAUGGCCAACUUCAACCCUGGCUACUCCGACAAUUCCACGGUUGCUUACUUUGACAAUGGGACGGUCUUUGUUGUUCAGUGGGACCGCGUUUACCUCCAAGGCCGGGAGGACAGGGGCAGCUUCACCUUCCAGGCAGCUCUGCACCAGGAUGGCCGCAUUGUCUUUGGCUACAAAGAGAUCCCUAUGUCCAUCCUGGAAAUCAGCACCUCCCAGCACCCGGUCAAAGCUGGCCUGUCUGACGCCUUCAUGGUCCUCAAUCCAUCCCCAGACGUGCCAGAAUCUCGGCGAAGGACCAUCUUCGAAUACCACCGCGUGGCCCUGGACCCCAGCAAGGUCACCAGCUCUUCAGCCGUGGAGUUCAUGCCACUGCCCACAUGCCUGCAGCAUCAGAGCUGCGACACCUGCGUGUCCUCGGAGCUGACCUUCGACUGCAGCUGGUGCCAUGUCCUCCAGAGAUGCUCCAGUGGCUUUGACCGCUAUCGCCAGGAAUGGCUGACCUAUGGCUGUGGCCAGGAGGCCGAGGGCAGGACGUGCGAGGACUUCCAGGACGGGGAGCACUCCUCAUCCUCCCCCGAGGGCUCCCUCAGCCCCUUUGGCGGAGACCUCACCACCACCUCCUCCUCCCUUGUCAUCGACGGUCUCACCACGGAAGAUGACACCAAGUUGAAUCCCUAUGCAGAAGGAGAUGGCCUUCAGAACAACCUGUCCCCCAAGACGCCGGGCCCCCCGCUGCACCUGGGCACCAUCGUGGGCAUUGUGCUGGCAGUCCUCCUUGUGGCCGCCAUCAUCCUGGCUGGGAUUUACAUCAACAGCCACCCCACCUCCAAUGCUGCGCUCUUCUUCAUCGAGCGGAGACCUCACCACUGGCCAGCCAUGAAGUUCCACAACCACCCAAACCACUCCACCUACACUGAAGUGGAGCCCUCGGGCCACGAGAAGGAGGGCUUCGUGGAGGCUGAGCAGUGCUGAGAGCCACCAGCUCUCCCCUUUGAAGGGUAGGAAAGAAGACCCAGGGACCCCAAAAGACGAAUCAAAGCAAAGCAGAGAAGCAACUUUUCUUGGCUUCCUCGGACAGAACCCUGGGCUGGGAUGAUGAGACAGAACAAAUUGGUCAUCACACCCCAUAUAAUGAAGCAGUAGAGAGAAAAGCAACCACAGUGAUUAUUUUAAGGAACAAUAAGUUAAUCUCAUCCUCUUUUGGUGCGGAACGUCUCCCUUCAUGGGCCUUUCCAUGGUCCGUUCUGUAGCUGUCCCCAGGAGAUGGUGAGACACCACCCUGUUCCUGUUGCCUAAAGCCCCUGUAGAUGGUAUAAGAUCAUUACAAUCUGCAUCAGGGCUGCAGAGUUCCAGGGUCUGUAAACUCCUGAGCUGGUCCUCAUGGCUAUGGAUUGAGUGUAUUUAGCCCCAGCUUCUGUGGCUCUGAAAGUUUGAAGAAGGGGUCCUUGCCGACUGCUCAGCACAGGUGUAGCACUGUCAGCCCUGGCAUCAAGCCUCAGAGCAGCAGGAAAGCCAGAGGAAAGCCAAAUGAGAGGGGAGAAAAAGAACUUGUGGGGACACUUGUGUCUUCAGGCUUUGCUCACCUCCUCACCUGCCCUUUCUGCUGAGAACCGGUACGUCUGCAUGUAACACAUGUACACGUCUGUGUUUGGGCUUCACCCCCACCUGCAGCCCCACCUCUGCUUGGCCAGCCGUGCUGUGCACGGCCCCCCCGAGAUCAGCAACCCCCACCCCAAGUCCGAGGCAUUGUCUUCACGGUAUGUGCCCAUUUACUCCCCUGCCUGGCCAGUUAUCAGUGCCAGGAGGCUCUCCAAAGGCAGGGCUUGUAAAGAUAGAGUGGCUGGAUGGCUCGCUGAAACAUGCCCACCAGGGAACUUCAGUUGGAUUCUGCUGAGACGCAAAGCUGCCAGAAUGGCCAGGACAGAGGAAGCUGGCGCAGGAGUAUCAGUUAGCAGGGACUCGCCGCCUCUUCUGCGAGGACUUCCGACGCAAGACCUGGGCCUGGAAGGCUGCUGCCAUCUCCCCAGCUCAGCAAGAAGUUUUGGGGGCAGGGAGCUGAGGCUCCCAAAUUAAACCUGAUUUUAAGGGAGUUCUGCCCCAGUGAGAAGUAUGGGCUGAUUUUGAAGAACAUUUAAAAUUAAAAUCUAUAGCUCACUGUCACGCAAAGUAAAAAAUAUCAACAGAAAAUAAAUGUUAAAUCAUGAAGUC